This is a messenger RNA of Raphanus sativus (radish), 627 nucleotides long. Its product is annotated as ethylene-responsive transcription factor ERF095-like. Gene Ontology annotation, biological process: ethylene-activated signaling pathway; regulation of DNA-templated transcription. The record is from RefSeq and is a predicted model, not a curated record. The coding region runs from base 12 to 425 and encodes 137 amino acids. Lineage: Eukaryota; Viridiplantae; Streptophyta; Magnoliopsida; Brassicales; Brassicaceae. Gene Ontology annotation, molecular function: DNA-binding transcription factor activity; DNA binding. The transcript has a single exon.
AAGCUUAACUUAUGGAACAUGGAGUGUCUAACACGAAUGAGGUGAAAUACAGAGGUGUAAGAAAGCGUCCAUGGGGGAAAUAUGCGGCGGAGAUACGGAACUCCGCCAGACAUGGUGCCCGUGUCUGGCUUGGAACGUUUAACACUGCGGAAGACGCGGCUCGGGCCUACGAUAGAGCUGCUUUUUCUAUGAGAGGUCAAAAGGCCAUUCUAAAUUUCCCUCACGAAUACCCAAUGAUGACAGACGGUCCAAGUGGCCGCAGCGAGAAUGUUGUGGCUUCUUCGUCGUCCCAGUUUAGUGGAACAGGCGGUAGUAGCGUGAAAGAAGUCAUUGAGUUUGAGUAUUUAGACGAUAGUUUGUUGGAAGAGCUUCUAGAAGGUGGAGAGAGUUAUAACCAGGACGAUCAGAAUGACGCAAACCAUUAAUUGUAGAUUUUCCUAGUUCUAUCAUAUUUUUUUUUUAUUGUUGGAGAAACUAGUACUAAUCAUGAUUUUAUCCAGGACGAUCAGAAUGACGAUCAAGGAAGGUUUUCUGUUUGUCACUUUUCGCGGGAAUUUUAAAUGACUAUUUUCUCAAAUGUUACUUGGUAUAGUAUUAUACAAUUUUGUAUUAUACAAUCAUGCUAGA